AUGGUGAGUGAGCCCUUGGACUGUGUCUCCUUUGAGCUGUUUGCAGAGAAAAUUCCAAAGACAGUAGAAAAGGUUCAUUCUCUGAGCACUGGAGAGAAACGAUUUGGUUAUAAGGGGUCAUGGUUUCUCAGAAUUAUUCCAGGAUUCAUGUGCCAGGGUGAUGACUUCCCAUGUCAUAAUGGCAAGGGUGGAAAGUCCAUCUAUGGGGAAAAAGUUGAGGAUAAGAACUUUAUCCUGAACCAUACAGGUCCUGGGAUCUUGUCUGUGGCAAAUGCUGGUCCAAAUACAAACGGCUUCCAAUUUUUCAUCUACAUUGUCAAGGCUCAGUGGUUGUAUGACAAGCAUGUAGUCUUUGGGAAGGUGAAAGAAGGCAUGAACAUUGACUAA
Jaculus jaculus (lesser Egyptian jerboa) is the source of this 387-nucleotide messenger RNA. RefSeq names its product peptidyl-prolyl cis-trans isomerase A-like. The transcript has a single exon. Gene Ontology annotation, biological process: protein peptidyl-prolyl isomerization. The coding region runs from base 1 to 387 and encodes 128 amino acids. Gene Ontology annotation, molecular function: peptidyl-prolyl cis-trans isomerase activity. NCBI's taxonomy places the organism in Eukaryota, Metazoa, Chordata, Mammalia, Rodentia, Dipodidae. The record is from RefSeq and is a predicted model, not a curated record.